Messenger RNA from Mus pahari (shrew mouse), 2847 nucleotides. It is a transcript of the gene Slco3a1, whose product is annotated as solute carrier organic anion transporter family member 3A1. The coding region runs from base 179 to 2257 and encodes 692 amino acids. Gene Ontology annotation, biological process: transmembrane transport; sodium-independent organic anion transport; prostaglandin transport. The record is from RefSeq and is a predicted model, not a curated record. Gene Ontology annotation, molecular function: protein binding. NCBI's taxonomy places the organism in Eukaryota, Metazoa, Chordata, Mammalia, Rodentia, Muridae. The transcript has 11 exons. Gene Ontology annotation, cellular component: membrane.
AGCGAGCGCGGCGGCGGCGAGGAGCGGAGCCUUCAACCUCUCUAGCCGCGGCAGGACGGGGGCGGCCGCCGCGGGCCCGGGGCGGGGACAGUACGCAGCCUCGCGGCACGCACCCCCGCCCGGCAACGGCCACGACACCCGGGGCGAGCGGGAAAGCGGCGGCGGCGGCGGGGGAAGGAUGCAGGGGAAGAAGCCGGGCGGCUCGUCGGGUGGCGGCCGGAGCGGGGAGCUGCAGGGGGACGAGGCGCAGAGGAACAAGAAGAAGAAAAAGAAGGUGUCCUGCUUCUCCAACAUCAAGAUCUUCCUGGUGUCUGAGUGCGCCUUGAUGCUGGCGCAGGGCACGGUGGGCGCCUACCUGGUGAGCGUGUUGACCACCCUGGAACGCAGGUUCAACCUCCAGAGCGCCGACGUGGGUGUGAUCGCCAGCAGCUUUGAGAUCGGCAACCUGGCGCUGAUUCUCUUCGUAAGUUACUUCGGAGCUCGUGGGCAUCGACCGCGCCUCAUCGGCUGUGGUGGAAUCGUCAUGGCACUGGGCGCCCUGCUCUCGGCACUGCCUGAGUUCCUCACCCACCAGUACAAGUAUGAGGCUGGCGAGAUCCGAUGGGGAGCAGAAGGCCGCGAUGUCUGUGCCACCAAUGGAUCCAGCAGUGAUGAGGGGCCCGACCCGGACCUAAUCUGCCGGAACCGGACAGCCACGAACAUGAUGUAUUUGCUGCUCAUCGGGGCUCAGGUGCUCCUGGGCAUCGGUGCUACCCCCGUGCAGCCCCUGGGGGUCUCCUACAUUGACGACCACGUGCGGAGAAAGGACUCCUCGCUCUACAUAGGGAUCCUGUUUACGAUGUUGGUAUUUGGACCAGCCUGUGGAUUUAUUCUGGGCUCUUUCUGUACCAAAAUCUAUGUGGAUGCGGUCUUCAUUGACACGAGUAACCUGGACAUCACUCCGGAUGACCCGCGUUGGAUCGGAGCCUGGUGGGGCGGCUUUCUGCUCUGCGGUGCCUUGCUCUUCUUCUCAUCCCUCUUGAUGUUUGGGUUCCCACAAUCCCUGCCCCCACACUCAGACCCCGGCAUGGAGAGUGAGCAGGCCAUGCUCCCAGAAAGAGAAUAUGAGAGGCCCAAGCCCAGCAAUGGGGUCCUGAGACAUCCCCUGGAGCCAGACAGCAGUGCCUCCUGUUUCCAGCAACUGAGAGUGAUCCCCAAGGUCACCAAGCACCUGCUCUCAAACCCCGUGUUCACCUGCAUCGUCCUGGCUGCUUGCAUGGAGAUUGCUGUGGUGGCCGGCUUCGCUGCCUUCCUGGGCAAGUACCUGGAACAGCAGUUUAACCUCACCACUUCCUCUGCCAACCAGCUGCUCGGGAUGACGGCGAUCCCCUGCGCCUGCCUGGGCAUCUUUCUGGGCGGCCUUUUGGUGAAGAAGCUGAGCCUGUCUGCUCUGGGGGCCAUUCGGAUGGCCAUGCUGGUCAACCUGGUGUCCACAGCCUGCUACGUCUCCUUCCUCUUCCUGGGCUGUGACACAGGCCCUGUGGCUGGGGUCACUGUUCGCUAUGGGAACAACUCAGCACGUGGCUCGGCCCUUGACCCCUACUCUCCGUGCAACAACAACUGUGAAUGCCAGACAGACUCCUUCACGCCAGUGUGUGGGGCCGAUGGCAUCACCUACCUGUCAGCCUGCUUCGCCGGAUGCAACAGCACGAACCUCACAGGCUGUGCGUGCCUCACCACUGUCCCCCCUGAGAAUGCCAGCGUGGUUCCAGGAAAAUGUCCCAGUCCUGGGUGCCAAGAGGCCUUCUUCACCUUCCUCUGUGUGAUGUGUGUGUGCAGCUUGAUCGGGGCCAUGGCCCAAACCCCUUCUGUCAUCAUCCUCAUCAGGACAGUCAGCCCUGAGCUCAAGUCUUACGCGCUGGGAGUUCUUUUUCUGCUCCUUCGUUUGUUGGGUUUCAUCCCCCCACCUCUCAUCUUCGGGGCCGGCAUUGACUCCACCUGCCUGUUCUGGAGCACCUUCUGCGGGGAACAAGGCGCCUGUGUCCUCUACGACAAUGUGGUCUACAGAUACCUGUACGUCAGCAUUGCCAUUGCGCUCAAGUCCUUCGCCUUCAUCCUCUACACCACCACGUGGCAGUGCCUGCGGAAAAACUAUAAACGCUACAUCAAAAACCACGAGGGCGGGCUGAGCACCAGCACAGAGUAUCAAGACAUUGAGACAGAGAAAACCUGCCCUGAGUCACAGUCACCUUCAGAAGACUCCUUUGUGCGAAGCUGAGGGCUGCUCUCUUACAGCAGAGCCCACCACCAUCACCAUCACCAUCACCAUCACUACCACCACCACCACCACUCACAGACCUCGAGGCCUGACAGCCCUGUGCUGCCCAGGAACCUAAGGGUUCCUAUGUGGAUUAACCUAUCGAUAUGUGGUCCUUUGAGGCUUCAAGCACAGGCCUGUGACGAGGACUAAGGAGGUGGCACAUGGUCAGCUGCCCUCCAGAGUGGGCUUCGGUCCUAAAAUGCAAGAUUGAAACUGAUAUGCAAAUUUCCUUUGGCCUAUCCCUCUUCUCGCUUCUGUAGGGAUGGCUUUCUGACAUGCUUUAGAAAACCCCCUCUGGGGAUGCUUCUCUGACCAAACACUCUUAACCGUUCCAAAGAAAUCAGCAGAGGCUGAGCUUUAACAGAAGGGUGUGAAAAUCCGAUUCCCAGAAGAGAAGAGGGAGAAAAGCACAUACUUCAUAGAUUCUGCGUGUGGUAGUCUGUAUUUUUGCAGCUUCUAUUUUCCAUAUGAGCAGUUUAGAGAUACAUGAUAUAAAGUAUAUACUGUACAUUUGCUGAAAUUAUAUUAAAAGCACUAUUUUAAUUCUU